This is a messenger RNA of Acipenser ruthenus (sterlet), 3066 nucleotides long. RefSeq names its product glucoside xylosyltransferase 1-like. Gene Ontology annotation, biological process: protein O-linked glycosylation via N-acetylgalactosamine. Gene Ontology annotation, molecular function: UDP-xylosyltransferase activity. The record is from RefSeq and is a predicted model, not a curated record. The transcript is spliced from 7 exons. NCBI's taxonomy places the organism in Eukaryota, Metazoa, Chordata, Actinopteri, Acipenseriformes, Acipenseridae. The coding region runs from base 218 to 1474 and encodes 418 amino acids.
UACGUAAACCGCCAGCUCGAAAGGCUGGUGUGUGUUUGUGAAUGUCACCGCUCUGGUUUCUUCCUCCCAGAAGUCAAUGCAGCUUGUUUGCUUUGACAGCGGAGGAGGUGCCAAUGUGGUGGACGUUGCUGUGCCUAUAACACCUUUAGACGGCCCUUUUUGGGGUUCUGACUUUUUACUAAUGUAGGAAAUUCAGGUUUAAAAUAUCUUACUAACAAUGCGGCGGUACCUCCGCGUGCUCCUCGGCUGUAUUUUGUUUGGUUUAUGUUCAAUACUGUAUGUGUUUAGCCAGCUCGCUGCGUCUCUGGAGCCGCAUGACGGAUGGAUGGGGAGGAAACCACAGCAGAGAACCGCUUUUCUGCCGGGGGAGAGCGGACACGGAGCCGGGAAAGGGGCGGGAAAAACAGGCCUGGAGGAUCAGCACUGGUACAACAGAUACAUUAUGAGAAAACCAGAUGCCUCAGAUCCCUCAAACACUCCUGUGGAAACGAUGCACCUUGCUGUAGUGGCCUGUGGCGAGAGGCUUGAAGAGACUGUUACAAUGUUGAAAUCUGUAGUUUUAUUUAAUAUCAAGCCCAUUCAGUUUCACAUCUUUGCUGAAGAUAAUCUACACGUCAAAUUUAAAGACAUGCUGGAUUCUUGGUCAGAGUCUUAUCGUUUAAAGUUCAGCUACACUGUGUACUCCAUAACAUUCCCCAGCGAGAAUGCUGCAGAAUGGAAGAAACUGUUCAAACCUUGUGCAUCCCAGAGGCUCUUUCUUCCUAUCAUUCUUAAGGAUGUGGAUUCUUUGCUGUAUGUAGAUACAGACAUUUUGUUUCUGCAGCCAGUGGAUGAGAUGUGGUCUUUUUUUAGAGAAUUUAAUUCGACUCAGAUCGCUGCAGUGGCACCAGAGCACGAAGAGCCUAGCAUUGGAUGGUAUAAUCGCUUUGCCAGGCAUCCUUUUUAUGGCAAGACUGGAAUCAACUCUGGAGUCAUGCUGAUGAAUAUGACUCGGAUUCGAAAAAAGUAUUUUAAGAAUGAUAUGACUACAGCACAGCUACAGUGGGAGGAGUUGCUCAUGUCCUCACUUAAAAAAUAUAAACUGAACAUAACCUGGGGAGAUCAAGACUUAUUAAAUAUCAUCUUUCAUUACAACCCAGAAAGCCUUUUUGUAUUCCCCUGCCAUUGGAAUUAUCGCCCUGAUCACUGUAUUUAUGGCAGUAACUGCAAAUCUGCUGAAGAAGGCGGCAUCUUCAUUCUUCAUGGAAACCGGGGAGUUUAUCAUGAUCAUAAGCAGCCUGCUUUUAAAGCGAUCUACCAAGCAAUACAACAAUACACAUUUGGAGAUGACCCAGUCCAUUCUCUCCUAUACCCACUUGAGCAAGAUCUGCAAAAGACAACACAUACUUACUGUGGAAAAGUACAACACUUAUUUACAAAGCAAUUACAAAAGAGUAUAGCAAUGAUUCAAGACAAAGUCUCAAGAGGAAGGUAAUUGUGUUUUCAGAUAUGUUGAUACAAACAUUCACUUUGAACUUCAGGAACUCCAAACUGCGUUUUGUCAUCAUGGAGGGGCUCCUCUGUGGAAUCUCUGGAAGAGGAUUAUCAAUCGGUUCUAAUCCAAGUCCUGUAUGUUCAGACUUAAGGUAGAAUUUAUUCUUCCCGUCUCAUUUUUUGUAUUGUUACUUCCAAGCUGUGAAGGCAAUGUAUCAGUUUGUAAAAGCACUAAUCUCACUUUGCUGUGUGUGAACCCAACUGUUACUUAAUUGAGGUUUCAUUUUGUAACAGUCAAGGGUGUUAGGUUGAAACAGUUGACAAUCUGCGUCUUAAUGUUUCAUGUGUUUUAAAUGUAUCUGUGACUGGGAACCUUUUUUGACAAUCAUGUGUUAACAGUAAAUAAUUUAGAAGAAGACUGUUCACAGUAAUGUGUUAAACACGGCUGAAGAUUUUUAAACAAAAUCGUUACAGUUAAACUGUCUGGUAAUACAUUAAAAUACAUUUAUUUAAAAAACUAAUCUAUGAAUAGAAAGCCAAACAUUUGGAUUUUCCAAAUAGGCACUGUCCAAAUGCAUACUGUUCAAACACGUUAUCUGGUAAGCCAAUAAGUAUUAAUUAUUAUUUUUAUUUAACAGCCAGUAAAAUUGUCAUGCGAUAAACCCAAGGAGACAUUUAUAUAUACAGUAUAAUCUAUCACUAAUUUUUCAACAUUUUCCGUUUUACUUUUUAAAACACUCUUAUUACUUCUUAGUCGGCAAGAUGCAGUGCCAUUGUAUCCGAGUGUUUGUCUAAUUAACUUUUGUUUAGUUUCUUGUGAACAUUCAGAACAUUUAUCUUUACAGUUCCAGUUUCAGAAAAUGUGUAGUGACCUUGUGGCAGCUACUCAAAGGAUUCUUAUCUCAAAAUUAAAGGAGUUUUGUAUUCUACUUACAGUUAUUGGUUUUUACUAAUCUCAGAAAUGAAGACUGAUGCACAUCUGUGUUCUGAAUAAAACCAAUAAACACCUCGAAGUGUCUUGUAUGAGAUCAGUUAUGCUCUGCUUAUUGUUGUUUAUGCCUGAAAAAGAUUACUUUUAAAAUGUUCAAAUUUUCAUAGAAUUUUGUUUACUGAAUACGAAUAUAUGUUUUAAAUAAUCAAGUUGCACUAAAUGUAGUAUAAAAAUAGAACAUGUUUUUGGAUAGAUUGUUGCCCAGAAGUGUGAAAUUUGGAAUUCUAAUUUUUGGGUCAUACAUAUAUUUAAGCGAUAGUGCCUGCCGAUGAGGGCUGUACCGUGUGAUAAUUGACUGCGACGGGAAUUAUGCGUCCCUAGCCGAAGGCGCUAACGAAAGUCAAGGUUAAUUUAUCACACGAGAGGUCACUAUCGCUGAUAGAAAAACUAUUUUUACUGUUUUCUUUAAAACUUGUACUAAUUUGUCAGCUACCUUUCCGCUGAGUAAAGGCGUUCUAAGAAAAUAGUCCCAAACAUUUUUUAAGGAAAAAAACAAGGAUGGCAUACAAAGAGAAAAACACUGAAUUUUUAUUUAGUAAAUCUGUUUUUAUUUUUUAUUAACUUGUUUUAAACUCCUAUUUAUAAUUUGGACAUUGCCUGAA